Aspergillus calidoustus is the source of this 2033-nucleotide messenger RNA. The record is from the annotation of a GenBank genome assembly. Lineage: Eukaryota; Fungi; Ascomycota; Eurotiomycetes; Eurotiales; Aspergillaceae.
GUCACGCAAUAAUGGAGGCUUUGAUGGUGACAUGGGGUUCCCACCUCUCAGACCUCGUUGCCUUUCCCUACUGGGCUACAAAUUUACCAACAGCCUCCAACUCUUGACCAUACCCUUUGAAACAAGAAGAAAAUGACAAAUGAGAGUCUGUCAAGGUUCCUCAGUUGCGCUUUGUGCGGGGUCGAUGGCGAAAUGAUAAGAUCUUACCCUUGAUACUUGUUGGAGUACCUGAUGAAUGGUGAAUUGGCAGCAGUGCUUGCGCGAUGAGACGAAGCUAUGGCGAGCUGUCGCGGGGCUCGUAGCGAAGCUCGACGAAAUGGUCCGAUGGUCCUUGAUCUCGGAGGGUUGAUUUCGGAGGAUAAAAAGAUGAAGAGAGCCAUAGAAUAGCUGGUUAUUAUUGUCGUCAGUUCAUUGAGCAAAGAUGGGUGAGAUCGAUCUCGGUUCUACAAACGGCCAGAACGGCCCGCAAAAUGGCAUCAAGAAGAAAAUCAUCUUCAAUGCUUUUGAUAUGUCUACCGUUGGACAUUUGUCUCCUGGGCAAUGGAAGAAUCCGAGCGACAAAUCAGCCACAAAGCGCAAGCUAGGCUAUUGGAUCGAGUUGGCGAAACUGCUUGAGCGAGGUGGUAUCAAUGCCUUGUUCCUGGCUGAUACCUAUGGUGGAUAUGAUACCUACGAAGGGAAGCUCGAUGAGUGUAUCAGGCGAGCGGCACAAUGGCCUGUCACAGACCCGACCAUCCCUAUUUCCGCCAUGGCUGCCGUGACCAAGAACCUAUCCUUUGCUAUUACAGCGUCUACCACCUUCGAGCCACCUUUUCUUCUAGCGAAGCGUUUUUCAACUCUGGACCACCUCACCGACGGCCGAAUCGGUUGGAACAUCGUUACUUCAUGGAAGAAGGCUGCUUUCAAGGCUAUCGGGCUGGACAGCCCAAUUGAGCACGAUGAGCGGUACAGACAGGCGGAUGAAUACCUCCGUGUUCUGUACAAGCUCUGGGAAGGAUCAUGGGCGGAAGAUGCCGUAUCCCCAGACCCCGAAAACGACUCGUACGUUGAUCCAGAAAAAGUGCGGCAGAUCAACCACAAGGGCAAAUACUUCUCCGUGAACUCGCGCCACAUUGUUGACCCCUCGCCGCAACGCACGCCAUUCCUGUUCCAAGCCGGCACUUCUGCAGCAGGGUCUAGCUUUGCCGCUGCGCACGCAGAGGGAAUCUUUGUGUCGAGUCACUCCCCCAAGGUUCUUGCCCCUAAAAUUGCCGCAAUCCGUAAGCAGGCAGCAGAGCAAGGCCGUGACCCGCAAUCAAUCAAGUUCUUUGCAACCUUCACUCCUAUCCUCGGCCGCACUGAGGAAGAGGCAAACGCAAAGUUCGAAGAACUUAAGAAGUAUGCCUCUGUUAUUGGAGGGCUUGUGCUCUUCAGCGGAUGGACAGGUAUCGAUAUCUCAAGAAUCCCAUUGGACCAGGAUAUCACAGCCGCAGACUCCCUCGAAGCAAACAAAGUAACCAGCAUCCUUGAUAACUUCACCACAACAAGCGAGGAUGUCCCGCGAUGGACACCCCGCGUUGUCGCCGAGAAAGCUGCUAUCGGCGGCUUGGGCCCUGUUGCCGUUGGAACACCCGAGAAGGUGGCGGACGAGCUGGAACGCUGGGUUCAGGAGGCUGACCUGGACGGAUUCAACCUGGCAUAUGUCACCACGCCGGGAACCUUUGAGGAUGUCGUGGAUCUUCUUGUCCCAGAACUCCGUCGACGAGGUAUCUACUCCGAGGCGACGGAGAAGGGUCUUACUGCGCGUGAGAAGGUCUAUGGGAAGGGCCAGGCUGGGCUGAGAGCUGAUCAUACGGGGAGCCAGUACAAGUAUGAUGUGUACAAGGAGGAGGCACCUUAUGAGGAGGAAUGAUUUAUCACUUUGUCGUAGCUAACAGUAGCUCAACUUUGGUGUAGCCUAAUUUAGCUUCAGACUUGAUGGCUGAAUGAAUGGCAGGCUUGGCAAAUCCACCAGCGAAGAGAUAGGUAGGAUCGAAGUCCUCGAAGUAUUCCCC